AUGCAUUCAAGAUUACUGGUAAUCGGCUCGUUCUGUAUCGUGUCUGCACUUGGACAAGACUGGGGUGGAAUGGGAGGAGGUGGAUACGGUGAUGGCGGUAUGGGAGGUGGAGGAUGGGGCAACGGCGGAAAUGGUGGCGACUUUGGUGGUGGCUAUGGAAAUGGUGGCGACAUGGGAGGUUACGGUGGAUAUGGAGGAGAUGGAGGAGACGGAGGAUAUGGUGGUUAUGGAGGUGGCGGCUAUGGCGGUGGUGACAUGGGUGGUUAUGGAGGUGGCGGAUACGGAGGAGACGGUGGCAUGGGCGGAGGAUUCGGAGGAUACGGAGGAAUGGGUGGAAUGGGCGGAUUCGGUGGAGGAUACGGCGGCAAUCAAGGCGGCGGCCAACCAGACCAAUUCGGCGGUAUGGGCGGUUACGGUGGACAACCAUACAUGGGCGGCAUGAACGGCAUGGGAUAUCCACAGUGA
Cooperia oncophora is the source of this 465-nucleotide messenger RNA. The record is from the annotation of a GenBank genome assembly. Lineage: Eukaryota; Metazoa; Nematoda; Chromadorea; Rhabditida; Trichostrongylidae.